Mytilus californianus (California mussel) is the source of this 883-nucleotide messenger RNA. RefSeq names its product ficolin-1-like. The transcript is spliced from 4 exons. Lineage: Eukaryota; Metazoa; Mollusca; Bivalvia; Mytilida; Mytilidae. The record is from RefSeq and is a predicted model, not a curated record. Bases 117 to 656 code for a protein of 179 amino acids.
CCGGGAGACCUGUUAAGUUGUCAAGAGACUGUACUGAUAUAAACGAUGGUAAUACGAAAAGUGGAGUUUAUACAAUAUACCCAGAACAUAUUCAUCCUGUGAAAGCCUAUUGUAACAUGGACGUCGAUGGCGGAAGGUGGACCGUAAUACAAAGACGACAAGAUGACUUUACUGAUUUUUAUAGAACUUGGUCAGACUAUAAAAAUGGAUUUGGAAGUCUGAAUGGCAGUUUUUGGUUAGGAAACGACAAUAUUCACAAGUUAACUUCUAGUGGCCGGUAUGAAUUACGAGUGGAUUUAAGUGACUGGGAAGGAGGAACAUGGUACGCUAUCUACAAGACUUUCAAAGUAGAAAACGAAUCAUCAAAAUAUGAACUGACUGUAAGUGGUUACAGUGGCACAGCAGAUGAUCGUCUGACGUAUCAUAAUGGCUGUAAGUUCUCGACAAUGGACCAAGAUAAUGAUUACGAUAAACGUGACUGUGCAAAAAAGGCCAAGGGUGGAUGGUGGUAUAAAACUUGUCAUCAAUCAAAUCUAAACGGUAUCUACAAAAAAGGAUUAUCAGAUGAAUGGACCGCUGUAUCCUGGUCUAAAAAUGCAAGAGGAACGCAACAUCAUUAUCUAAAGUUUGCACGCAUGAUGAUAAGAAGAUACUAAUAUCUAUGUUUAUGGUGACAAGAUAUUGGAUGCAUUCAACAGUUUCUAAUUUGUCAAUGAAUUCAAAGUACUCUUGAAGUAAUACACUUCUCUGAAAAGGUUAUCUGUUUAUUAAGUAACAUAUUCGGAACAAUUUGUUGGCCUACGACAAUAACGAAAAUUAAAAUGAUUGUUUUAAUGUUUUGAACGUAAAACUCACUGACGCGCUUUUGGUCUACAAAAGACUC